This is a messenger RNA of Momordica charantia (bitter melon), 2865 nucleotides long. Lineage: Eukaryota; Viridiplantae; Streptophyta; Magnoliopsida; Cucurbitales; Cucurbitaceae. The record is from RefSeq and is a predicted model, not a curated record.
CGAUAAAAUUUUAGAUUUUACCGAAAAGUCAUGUGUCAUUUUCACAAUAUCUAAUACUUUUUGUCAAUUAAAUUUUUUUUCUCACUCCUGCUGUUAGCCCUGUUUUAUGUGUAUGUGUAGUGCAGCCACCUGAACAUCACUAAUUCAAAGAAGGCCGAAAGCCCAAAAUAGUAAUUGGGUUGGGCCCAUUAGCCUUGAUCUUGCUUCCAGUUAGGCUACAAAAAUAUACGUAUGCUAUUACAAAGUUAUUAUUUAAAUUGAUGCUUCUAAGGUACAAAAAUACCUCCUUUUUUUUUCAAGAUACUCAACUGGUCAAGUGUCCAGGGAUAUCGUGUUGUUGAAUUUAAAAAUAAAAAAAAAUAUAUGGAAAACAAAAACUUUCUUUUUUCCCUAAAUGAGAACAUCACGAUUUACAUCAUGUGCUUAAUUUUGUUUGUGAAGUUUUUGUGCUCCAUCCGCAUUAAAAUAAUAAUGAGAUGAGUUUUUUUCGGUAGAACUCAUGGAGUGAAGCUGAUCUAGCAAUGGGGAUUUUGUAACAAAUUGGGGGCAGAAUUAUGUUCAAUCCAAAAUGGGUUUUAUUGGAUUUAAUCAAAGAUUGUAAGAACUUGAGGAUCUUUAGGCAAAUUCAUGCUCAGUUGGUAACAUCAGGAUUAGUUUACGAUGAAUUUGUCACAAACAAAGUGGUGGAAUUCUUUGCCAACUUUGUGGAGUUUGGUGACUAUGCCUGUGAUUAUAUGAAACAAGACAACACGCGCUUGAGUUCAUUUCCACUUAACUCUCUGAUUUAUGGGUAUGUUGGUGGCGACUUUCCGCAAAUGGCUGUUUCAGUUUAUAGGAGGAUGGUUAGAGAUGGGUUUGUUCCUGAUCUGUUUACUUUUCCAGUGGUUUUGAAAGCAUGUUCUAACUUUUCAGGGAGUAGAGAAGGCACACAGGUACACGGUGUGGUGGUUAAGUUGGGGCUUUUGAGUGAUCUUUAUGUGCAAAAUUCGCUGGUUCGUUUCUAUGGAGCUUGUGGGACUUUUCCUAGUGCAGGUAAGGUGUUUGAUGAAAUGCUUGUGCGAGAUGUAGUUUCUUGGAACAGCUUGAUAUCUGGGUUGGUGAAGGCGGGACAUUAUGGUGAGGCCAUUGCUUUGUUUUUCAGGAUGGAUGUGGAGCCAAGCAUUACAACUUUAGUCAGUGUGCUUGCUGCUUGUGCGAGAAAGAGAGACUUGGGUAUGGGAAAGGGAAUUCAUGGGUUGAUUGAGCGAAAGUUUAAGUCAGAUUUAGUGCUAGGCAAUGCGAUUCUAGAUAUGUACGUAAAGAAUGGAUGUUUGUGUGAAGCAAAGAAAGUAUUUGAUGAUCUCCCUGUGAGAGAUAUUGUGUCAUGGACUAUUAUAAUCACUGGAUUGGUACAGAGUAACCAUCCAAGAGAGUCCUUGGAACUGUUUUCGAUGAUGCAGACCUCGGGCAUUAGUCCAGAUGGGAUCAUCUUAACUAGUGUUCUCUCUGCUUGUGCUAGCCUAGGAACUCUAGAUUUUGGCACAUGGGUCCAUGAGUACAUAGAUCAAAGAGGAAUCAAAUGGGACAUCCAUAUCGGAACUGCUAUGGUUGACAUGUAUGCCAAGUGCGGCUGUAUCGAAAUGGCGCUGCAAAUCUUUAAUAAUAUGCCUCAAAGGAAUACCUUCACUUGGAACGCGUUGCUAUGCGGUCUAGCAAUGCAUGGACUUGUGCAUAAAGCACUAAAUCUUUUUGAAGUAAUGAUAAUGUCCGGUGUCAAGCCUAAUGAGGUAACAUUUCUAGCGAUUUUGACAGCUUGCUGCCAUUCUGGUCUGGUUGAUGAAGGGCGCAAGUAUUGGAAUAAAGUGAGUAGUAAACUGUACAAUCUAUCGCCGAAGUUGGAGCACUAUGGAUGCAUGAUUGAUUUGUUCUGUAGGGCUGGACUCUUGGAGGAAGCUGUGGAGUUGGCAAGGACUAUGCCAAUGAAGCCUGAUGUGCUUAUCUGGGGAGUGCUACUCAAUGCUUGCACAUCUUUUGGAAAUGCAGAGCUCUCUCAACACAUACAAGAUUACAUCUUAGAUCUUGAUCCAGAGGAUAGUGGAGUCUUUGUGCUGCUGUCCAAUACAUAUGCUACUAGUGAAAGAUGGACUGACGUGACCCGAUUAAGGAGGUUGAUGAAGGAUAGAGGUGUGAAAAAAGCACCAGGAUCAAGUGUCAUCGAGGUGGAUGGUAAGACUCACGAGUUCGUGGUUGGAGAUAUUAGCCACCAUAAAACUGAAGAAAUCUACCAACUGUUAAACCUCGUCAACUCUGUCCAUCAUGAAGCCCAUUUGAUGCAUCCAUUUUAGGUUAAUGGUCAAUUUUCUGGCAAGUCUUUUGGAUAACAACUUCGAAACCCUGUUUAGACCGAUUCAUCAGCAUCUACUGCUGCUACGUUGGAACAGAUUUUCUUCAAUUUUUUGUCCAGAUGUAUCAUCUACCACUUUGUCUAGCUUUAUUGCAGCAGGAAAUUCUAAAGUCUGCAGUUAAAAUUGAUAAGAUGAAUUAAUAUCCUAUCAAGGAAGCGGUGAGCAAUGAACAGGAUGGAAAUUGCUAUCUUCUUGUUUCAUUAUAAUCCAUCAAGAGAACUAUCUUCUUAUCUAGCCAUGAAGACACCGCCCACCUACAUCCAGAAAGCUCAUUGAAGUUUCAAGAGUCAAGAUUGGGUUGGACGUUGAAGAUAGGACAGCGGAAAGUUUCAAAUAAGGAUUGAACUACUACCGAAUUAAUGAGAUCUUUCUCACUGACAAAUCAGAAAGCAGCCAACAGUUUUAGUAGAUCAAGAGAGAUCUUGCAGCAAUGUAAGAGAUUGAUGAUUUAUGGUAUGCAGUCAUUUACAUUUUUUUAAUU